Mizuhopecten yessoensis (Yesso scallop) is the source of this 3528-nucleotide messenger RNA. Its product is annotated as gonadotropin-releasing hormone receptor-like. Gene Ontology annotation, molecular function: peptide binding; G protein-coupled receptor activity. Bases 19 to 1455 code for a protein of 478 amino acids. Gene Ontology annotation, biological process: G protein-coupled receptor signaling pathway. The record is from RefSeq and is a predicted model, not a curated record. NCBI's taxonomy places the organism in Eukaryota, Metazoa, Mollusca, Bivalvia, Pectinida, Pectinidae. Gene Ontology annotation, cellular component: membrane. The transcript has 4 exons.
GCUGGACGAAAUUAAAGAAUGAAUACUGAUCAUUCAAAAACGACAGCCAUAUCGGUUCGAUUUGCGGAUAAUGUUUUGAACAACAUCACUACUCCGGAUAUACCAAUGUUGAAAUUUCACGAUGUGUCAAAUGGUGGGAAAAAUUCGUCGUUGUCUACAUUUUUUAAUUAUUCUGAAUUUGAUGAUACAACAAACAGAGCGGGUAUCAGUCAAACGACGUCCACUUCCCCACCUGUAUUCAACGACGCCUAUAUGGUUGAAACCAUUGUUCUUUCUGCUCUUUUUCUAAUUUCCUUCAUCGGAAAUACCGCCACUUUGAUUCAAAUGUACCGUAUGAGGAAACGACGUUCGACAAUCAACACUCUUAUUGUGAAUCUGGCCAUUGCUGAUUUAAUCGUUGCCUUCUUUUGCAUGGCCGCCGAAGCUUUCUGGACGGUCACUAUUCAGUUUUUGGCGGGAAACGCCAUGUGUAAGAUUUUGCGGUACAUUCAAGUAUUUGGGUUUUUAUUAUCUACUUAUAUAACAGUUGUGAUAAGUUUGGAUCGCUGUUGUGUAAUCCUUGAUCCCAUCAGCAGAAAUAAAGCGCCUCAGAGAGUCAGAUUCAUGAUUGGGGUGUCUUGGCUCCUAAGUGCCUUGUUUAGUGUUCCGCAGCUUCUUGUAUUCAGCGUGCUUCGAGGACCGUUUAAAGAGGACUUCUAUCAGUGUGUGGACAUCGCCUCCUAUCCUCACCCCCAGUACAAGUGGAUGUACAACAUCUUUUGUCUAUUUGUACAGUUUAUGAUUCCUCUCGGCAUCAUGAUAGCGGCCUAUGGACUCAUUUUUUGUACAAUCUCCAGAAAAUCUAAAGAAUUCAGAGGCAACGACACAACAUCGAAUAAAAAUGACCUUGGAAGGGGACAAGUAAGAAACAAUUUGCUAAAGAAAGCCAAAAGAAAAGCAUUGCGCAUGUCCAUUUUCAUCGUCAUUGCCUUCGUCGUUUGUUGGUUUCCGUAUUACGUGCUAUUCACCGGAAAUGCGUUUGGUCAAUGGGAAGAGUUGAGUCCUUCGUUAAUGGCGGGAUUGUCCACAAUGGGUCUGUCCAAUUCCAUGCUGAAUCCGAUCAUUUACGGAGCUUUCCAGUUGUGCAAGGUGCAUAGACCAAGGUGCUGGAAAAAAGACGUGAACAACAGCGGGAUAACCCCCUUUCUCCAGCGAAGAAACCGGAAGUCAAAUCAGCAUUGCAUGAGCACAAAGGACACUAAACUGACCGUACUUGCCUCGCGGAGGAAUACAUUAGUGUUAUGUAGGUGUGAAGAGGCUUCUAUUCCAAAAGAAAUAGCCAUGUCCAUGCCAUGUGUUAUGGUGAUGUGUAACAAGGAGGAGGCAUGCGCAGAGGGUACGGAAGUAAAACAAAACCCCUCAUCUUUUCCCACUUCUAUGGACACACUUUUUACGUGUCAUGUACGUUACAAAUGACGUCAGUGGACUCCAAGAUAAUCACGUGAUGUAAUGUAUUUCUUUGAUAAUUUCCCAUUAUUACAGAACGAACUCUGUAUCAUUAACGUUGAACAAGCUAUUGCCUCAUGCUUACUUCAACAUUCCUAAUUUGAUUACGCUGCAGAAUUGACAUUUGUUGACGAAUGAGAUUUCCUCUGGAUCACCUAUUUUUCUUCACUAUUACUUAUUUACUAGGUAGCGGGUUAAUAUUUUGACGUCAAUGUGUCUGUGAUAUGCUUCGACAAAAGUAAUGUUAUAUACUUUUUUAAACAAAAUAACAAUUUUACGUAAUCAAGACCUUUUUGCUCAAGAAGAUGAUGAUAACUUUCUGGAUUAGUUCGCUUUAUCACCGGGAAAGCUACUUAUUUAAAGAGGCUGAUCUAGGUCUAUAGAAUCGAGAGAUGUAGUAUCACGUGGAAUAAAAGGUAACGCCGUACGAAUGUAUCAGAAUACUGGCGCGCAACUGUUUCCAUAGAAAAACAACACAUUUAAUUCAGUUGCUUUUGAUGAGUGAAUGGUGCAUGCGACUUCAUCACUAUCAUUUUUUUUGUCAUCAUUAUCAUCCUAAUAUUUUCCCUUUGCCUUGUGUAUAUCAUGUACGCUUUGCUUUAAUUGAACUGAUCUACACUUUAUUUGUGAACUUUCCCUUUCCUGUUGGUCAUAAAAAUAAGGAUGCACUGAAAUAACUGUAAACGCAUGUUACACAGUACAUCAAUCUAGAAACAGAUGGUUAUUAUAUUUUUAAAAAAAUGUUAUUACAAACUAAUGCAUUGUUGAAUGGAGAACUUUAUUUAUAAAAGUACAUCGCUAGACAUGAAUGUAAUAAUUCAUGUUCAUUAAUAACGAGAAAUACCAUAAUGUAUGAGCUACAAAUUUAAUGCGUCCAUUAAUUAUGAAUAUCAUCUGAUUAAACAUUUUGCUUUUCAUAACAUAAUGACAUUUAAUACAUACUUCACUGUGUAAAACGACAACCCCUGUUAAAUAAAAAUACACAUUGAAACAACAUUCAUUUAUUAUAUCACAUCAAUUGACUCAAGCUAUUGCUACAUCCGCAAAAAUUGGAUCAUGAUCACGUGGGAAUCGGUGAUUUGUGAUAUCAACUCGGUGUUGCAGUACCAUUUUUAGAAACAGCACGUUAACCUCCCUUUUAUGACGUCACUUCAACUGUAACGUCACACUAUUCUCAGCCAAGAACACUACUAUUCACAUAGUGAUUUUAUUACGACCAAUCCUGUUGAAGACAAGAAGCUAUUUGGACUUUGAAAAGGUAUAACGACCUGGACUUUGUCUCGGUUAAUAUAUAUGUUGCAGGUUCAUAUAACCACAUGUGCAUCUCAACAAAAGUCCUUAAUUGAUCAAUGUUAUAGGGGCUACAUAAAACUACCUCACUUUCUAAGACAUUGCAAACAAAACACUUUUCUUAUAUAUAACUAUAUAAUUAUUUAAUUCAUUUGUAUUGCUGUCGCGUUUUAUCAAUCGAUACAACGCGACAGCAAUAAAAAUGAGGACACGUCAAAAACAAAAGGAAACACACUCUGAGGAACCACAUAAAGAUUCAAUAGUUACAUGCCAUCCAUAUAUGUCUUCGAAGCCUGAUUAUGUAUAAUUAAUAAGAUGAAUUACGAGGUUUUUAUGUGUUGAGAGCAAGAUUACCAGACUUUUUGAGGUUCUAAUCAUCAAUCUAAUGUCACUGAGUUUCGUAUUACAUCAAUCUUUUCUUUAACGAUCAAUGAUAUUCUCGUUAGUUUGUCUUAAAACAUCUUAUUCAAAGUUUUUUGAUAUAACAUUAUACCUGAUGUUUAUGUCAUUGACGAAUGUUAAAAGAAAUAGCAUUUAAACAUCUCCUUGAUAGUGACCUUUCGUAGAAGGGUGACGUCACGGUAUUGAAAUUGCCACCAUCCUGAAUUUAAGCAAUUCUCCUUUUAUAAUGUAUCCAUAGACGGAGUUCUACUGAUUUUUCUCAAUAUUUUUUACCAUUUUUAACAUAGACAUACGUAAAACACCGUGUUUUUUUUAGAUAUCUAAGAAUUUUUCAUGAAUGCCAACACUAAA